CCUAUUUUUCAUCCUUUUCUUUUGUUUUUCAGAUGAGUGUGUUCUUCCAUCCUUAUCUACAUACAUUCUACCUCCAUCCCUCCGUUUCACCCUUCCGUCAGUGAGAGAGGAGGGAGUGGAGAGAGAAAUUUUCCUCCAUCACUGCAUCCAACGCGGCCUCUCUGAAUUCAUGCCCUCACUAAUGCCCACUCACGCUUCCCUCACUCUCCUGACUCACCACCCGUCACCCAGCCCCCUCCUCCGACCCCUGGCCAGUCACCCCCUCUCCACUACCACCCGAAGGAUCCCCACCACCUUAAAUGGAGGAGGAGGAGGAGGGGAGGAGUGCAUACCUUCAGUUCUCCCCACCUUGUCAGUUCGACGACUUUUACGACUCAGCGUGGUUGUCCGUGGUGCUGCUCGUGUGUCCCUGUGGCUUCUGGAACGACCUGACGAGCCCCUUGUUAGCUGGGAACAGACGAGUAAUUAAGGCCAUGGAGAGGACGGAGGCGGCGUGUGCAGGAUCGGCGUCAGGGUCAGUGGUGAUGCUACUGAUGGCUGUGGUGGUGGUGGGCGUGCCGGCAGCAGAUCUUGGUGAGGCGUGCCCGGACAGCGGCUGGAUUAACCGUGACGGGGCGGACAACUGGUUACCCUCCUUCUCUGAAGAGGUGACCAUACCCAGUGAACAUGUCCCCUCUGCUACUGUCCUGACAUGGGCAGACCUCAGGAAGGAGGCACGCAAAGAUGAUUUGGAACUGCCCCAGGAUGGUCUUCCUUUGCCAAUACUGACUUGCCGCACCCGUGACGUCGCCUGCCAGCACGAGAAGAUCUCCAACCACUCCUGCAUGAUGGUGAGGCAGCGAGCCCUGUGCGUGGCAGUGGGCGGGAUGUGUGGGUCUGUGAUGGUCACCACUAGGGAGCCAAUGAAUUGUUGCUGUACGAGAAAUAAUACUAUCAACGUAAGUCUGUUGGAAACUUGUCUGAUAACCCUAGAAGGCACUGCAGGAGGACCAAGAAGAGAAGAAAGGGAAGGAGGACUAGGGGAGCGACGAGGAGGGAAAGAACACAUCCUGUCCUCUGAAGGAUCCGCCGUGCCGUCAUUGCAAAGAGAGCCGCCGGACACUGAUCAUCACGAGGCGCUGGACAACACGACCAGCAGCGAGCGCGUGGAGAGCGGCGGGGAGCUUACUGAGGGAAGACGUGAAGAAAUCGAGCGUUCUGGAGGACGUCAUUGCCGCCCUCGUCUUCCUUUUCGUUGGGGCAGUCUUAGUGCUCAUCAAAAGCCGAGUCUUUAGAUUAACAAAGAAAAAGCAACUGCAAGAAAUGGAUGUGGAGAGUCAGGAGACACUCGUGGAUGAGACGAUCAUAUGACCCUCGAGAUGACCUGGCCACUGGUGUUGUGUCCCGAGCAUUCACUUGUCAUAGCGCUGUGGCUGAGAGAUUUGUGCUGCCACCUUCAUGCCAAAGAUCAAUGCUAGUGUUAGAUUACCGAGCCAUGACCUUGCAUAUGUUUGUGUUGUCGCGGUGCCUGUCGCAACCUGGCGGAGAGAGAAGCUGCUUAGGUGGUCUGCUUCACUACAACUCUCAAGUCGCUGGCCAUUUCUUGAGUGGUUUUGAUCGUCAAGAAAAUUAAGUGUGAGGGGAUUUUGGAUUCUUGGCGAUAAGUUGAUAAUGUGUUGAUAGCGAGGGAAAUCGUCACACACACACACACACACACAGACACACACAUAAACGGGGAGAGUCAGGAUGGUUGAAUUAAGUGAGGCUACGAACGUAAUGACUGAAGCAAUUUGACAGGCCUUUGAAGUCCCGGAAAAAAAAAAAAAAAUGUACGUAUAAAACUGUGUAAGCAAAUCAACAGGACUUUGAUCUCUCGGUCCACCAGAUAAUGAUUCAUCAACCUCAUCAGACUCUCACUCCAUGCCUGUAUUGAUGAAACCACAUGUACUCCCUUUUUUUUUUUUUUUUUUUUUUUCAGUAUUUUUGCUAUGUAUAUUUGUCCCACAUUUCCUCCAUGUUGACAUGAAAUACUUUGUGCUUAUGUAGUGUAAAUAUAUUUUGUAUAUUUAUUGAUUACGAAAACGAUCCAAGCGAAACUGUGUAUGAUUGUUCUUCAUUCAUUCACUGUAUUCACUCAUGUGUGUGUGUGUGUGUGUGUGUGUGUGUGUGUGUGUGUUUGUGUGUGUGUGUGUGUGUCAGAGAGAGAGAGAGAGAGAGAGAGAGAGAGAGAGAGAGAGAGAGAGAGAGAGAGAGAGAGAUCAAUUUUAACUUUUCAGCUUACGCAAUAUGUUUUUCAGAGCCAUUCACUUCUGUAAUUGAAGAAAAAAUAUGCCCUCUCUCUCUCUCUCUCUCUCUCUCUCUCUCUCUCUCUCUCUCUCUCUCUCUCUCUCUCUCUCUCAAUUUGUAUAUUCUAUUACAGAGAGAGAGAGAGAGAGAGAGAGAGAGAGAGAGAGGGAGAGAGGUGUGGGAAGGGGAUGGAAAAUGAUGCAAACUAACGAGGUCGCUAACUGGCCCAUCAAUUCCAUGUUUACUGGCUACCUCGACAAUAGACUUCAGACGGGCCUAGUUAAUCUCAUGCUGCCUGCGUCACACUAACUCUCUCUCUCUCUCUUACCACACCACUUCGUCAUAUGUAUCGAAGUUUCAAAGCACAGAGUUGGAGCUUCGUGGUCUCAUAACUCAAGGCGUGCGAGUAUUGACAGCGCUGAGUACACCGCGUCGGAAUAUCUCCAAAUGUACACACACAGGUUAUCUUUACGUAUGAAUGACCACUGCACCAGGAUUGAUGUCUCCUCGCAGGACUGCAGCAGAGCGCGUUCCAUCAGCCCGCCUCCAGCAACGGCCGGUAAUGAAGUGCAAGCGGCAGUAUAACCACCAAUGAAUAGAACGUACUCCUAAAUGUUUCGUCUUAUUACUGAUUUUUACAGCUUCUAAUGGAAGUUAAUGGGGGGUUUUCAAUACUUAUUUUUCGUGAUUCUGGUGGUAGUUUAACAAGGAUUCUGCACCGAAGUGAGGCAAAACGUCACGAGGGCCCAGCAAAAUCAUCUCUGUGGCUUCUAAAUAUAAUAGUCGUGGUAACAGACUGAAGUAUUUAAGAAUAAGAGCUUUUUAAUGAUGCUCUCUUAAUUUGAACACUGCACAGUUUGACACUCUCGGCGUCUUGCAAUGAAUGAAGGAAUGAGCGAGUGAAUAGUUAAGCAAAAACUUCCUUUAGUCGAAACAUUUGCGAUAGUCCACUACAUUUAAAAGGCUCUAAUUGGAGUUACAAUUAUUUUUAAGGCUGUGUUUAUGGUUCUAGUGACAGAUAAACAAAAUUUUUAUAUCAUUAAGAGGAUAAAUACUCUUGAGAAUCCAGCUAAUUAUCUUUGUGGCCUUUGAAAAUAGUCGUGGUGAGAGAGCAAAGCGUUUUAGAAUACGAAUCUAAGUUACCAACAUCACAAAUUCCUCAGCAUCACCGUGGUCUAAAGUUUAAAAGUCACGGCACUGUUUAUUUCUAAGGCUUUUGUUUCUGUCGUGCAAUAAGACUACUUGCUGUAUCUCCAAGGGUCGAUAUUCCUUACAAGAGCAAUCUAACACAAGAACAACAAUAACAGCAAUAACAGCAAUCCACACCAAGUUUGCCUCCGCCUCCCCUCUUUUUCCUUUUGUCGUGUUUAUCAGCGCAGUAUUCAUAACAUUCACGGCUCACCAGCUUCAAUGCGUGACACCCUGCUUUCAUUACAGUCUGGUGUUAUAGAGUGGUAAAUAUAGUAGUAGUGGUAAUAGUAGUGGCGGUGUUAGUAACAGUUGCUAUAAUUGUUGCUCCUGUUGUUAUUGUUGCAUGCCUUAAAUUUUCUAAUGAGGUUGAACAAAAAAUACUAAAAUAUACAUUGAAAUAUAGUGUAUGGGGAAGAAAAUACCCAGCCAAUUAGCAUUAUGGAAUAGAAGGGCGUGAUGGAAACAUACUGGACAAGUUUACUAACAAGGCCCAUCCAGCCGACCAAUUGCCGUGUCUCUGUAUGGUAACUAAUACAAUCUAUAUGAUAAUUCCUGCUGGAAACGAUGGCUGCCUUCAAUAUACACUGUCAAUACUGGCAGACAGCAUCAUCAGGUUCGUUUGUGUUGUAAAUACGAUGUGAAUUCCAACACGUACGACAACUUCAAAUCUGCGUACGAUUGGGUCGGCUUGCCAGACAUACGUAUGAUAAUUGUUGGAUGAGUCAGCACGUAGUAUUUGAUUACUUAUUUAUUUAUCUAUUCAUUCUUCAGUUGUUGGAGAUUUUAUAUAUUAAUCUGCUUUCUUCGUGCUUGUUGAGUGACUAUAUAUGCUAUUUUUCUUUGUUUAAAUGAAUAUGUAGGUUUUUUUUCUUCUUUUCUUUCUUUGCUUGACUAUCUAUUUAACUCCUAAUGUCUCUCGCCUGCUCUCCAUCUCAAUUUCCUUGACCUCACCAUCAUCCACGUUAUUCUUUGUCUGCCCCUUCUUCUCUUUCUUCUCCUCCUGCUCCUAAAUAAGUCUAUUUUUUUUUCUCGCUUUCUUCAUUUUAUCAUCUGAUUUAUAUUUUCUUCUUGCUCGGUAACAGCUAGUUCUCCUGUCCUUCCUCUAGCCUGCCUCUCCUACUCCUUCCACUAGGUCAUACCCACCUACCCCUCCCCUUCUCUCUCUCUCUCUCUCUCUCUCUCUCUCUCUCUCUCUCUCUCUCUCUCUCUCUGAGUCAAUCACAGCUGUAUGUAAUGUUAUAAUAUCCCUUGGUGACAAUCAUGACACAAAAGCAACAUCAUGAAAACUUCUCAGAUUAAAGAUUUUUCUCAAUUUUAUUUCACAGUGGCAGUUCAGUUCCGUGGCUGAUCCUCGCCCUUCACUCCAUAGAUGGCGCUGCUUGUGAAGCUCCGAAAUAAAGUUGUAGGUGGU
Molecule: messenger RNA, 4867 nt
Organism: Scylla paramamosain (green mud crab)
Lineage: Eukaryota; Metazoa; Arthropoda; Malacostraca; Decapoda; Portunidae
Exons: 3
Coding region: 300-1274 (324 amino acids)
Source: RefSeq, a predicted model, not a curated record